AUGUUGUUCGCCUUGGGGAUCGCUGUGGCUGCAUUUGUGCAGACUCAGCCGUGCUUCCCUCGAGGUGAACAGCAGAUACUAGACAAAUUUGUCAUCAAUGUGGCCAUUGACGAUGACCUCCAAAGAAUGAAGUUCCUCAUCAAUACCAGGGCAAAUCCUUAUACCAACCCCGGCUUGUUGCGUCCCGAUGGACUGUUGUUCACUGAUGUGGAUUAUCAAACCAAUACCUACACGACUUUAUUUAUCGAGGUAGACUUUAUGGGAAAAACCUUCUUCAAUAAGACCGAACGAUUUUGUGAUUUGUUGGCAGUGAAAAAUACUACCGAUGUCACAACUGACCCAAGACUACCAGGGUAUAUACCUCAUAUUGAGCUUCCUGUACCGGCUUCUAAUGCAUCAAUUCUGGCAAAUUCCAAGCGACUGGCGUUUCGGGAUGAAUCAGAGCGGGACGCACAAUUGCCACCGCUGUCACCACCGCCACCAGCUACAUAUGGUUUGGGUGACAAAUUUCCUACAAACUUAUUAGACCGCAACGUGUCACUUCCGGAUUAUUUCCACAAUAUCACUGGUGAUAUUGUGCAAUGUCCUGUAUAUCCUGGAGAUUCAAUAUUCUUUUAUUACGACAUUGAUAUUGGUGAGCUGCGUCACAAGUUGGGGUCAUACCAGGUCAAAUUUUACGUCAUUGCUCCUAAUUUUCCCAAUAAUGGCAUAAUUGGAUGCCUGCGAAUUUAUGUGACACCCAUUCAACCCAAAGCAAUCAGUGACCUAAUAUUAUAUGGUACCAUCGCAUUACUCGUGAUCACUGGAUUGGUCAAUAUCUUCACAAUCGUGAACUCGAGCUAUCAAGAGUCACUGAAUCCUUUCUUAUAUCGUGCAUCCACCAUUUGUAAUCUGAGACUACUCAAGCAGUUGGAUGCUGACAGCACAAGAAUAAUCGUGUACCUUCAGUUUGCUUUGUUUUUGGGAGGAUUGGAUCUAAGAUAUCCAGGAUUUUUUCAACCUUUCAUUUCGCAGAUUCGCUGGUGUGCUUUAAUAGAUGCCAGACUAUACCACCUGCGUCACAAUACUCACGGUCAUGGCGGUGAGAUUGUUCCAACGAAUCGUGAACUCAAAUCCGAUAACGUAUACAUCACUUACAACGCGGGGGGUUUGGGCUCGCUCACGUCCUUUCUGUGGGGGUUGCUGUCAUUUGAUAUUUGGCCUAAUUUCAUGAUAAUUCUUGCUAUUUGGGUAGCAAUCACGGUGGUUGUCGAGGAGUCAUUUUUGGGCCUUAAGUAUUUGAUUGACAAAACUUUUCACAGGUUUCACCCCAAACUGUUACUGGUGCUACAUGAUGUGGAGCAGGGCUAUCAUUUCACUUUGAAAAAGAAUUUAUACUUUUUGGUGGGACAGUUCUUCCAUUCCGUAUUGGCUUUGUUUGGUGUUCCAUUUCUAACCCUCACCACCUAUUUGUUCUAUCUUUGGGGUCAGAGUAAUCGACCACACAACUUCUUGUUGCCCAGUAUGGACCAAAUUUACGAGCAGGCGUUUGCUAGCAAUGGAUCGUACAAUCUUUUGAAUCCAAUGCUCUGCAGUGAAUUGCCACGUUAUCCCAAUGGUACACUAUUGCCAGAUGUUGAUAUUGGAUCAUGCAGAAGUGAUUCCAGACGCCAUUCAAACAACACAUCGCGAAACUCUUCUCACAAUGGAACGGAGGUCAUUAUAAUAUUAGCUUCGAUUCUUUUUGUGGCAUGGAUCAUGACUACUUGUUGGUUUAUAUUUCGCUACUUAAUCACUGUCAAGCGUUGGCGACUAGUCAUAAAUGAUCGCAUGCAAAGGCUCUAUAUGCUGUUAAGACUGAUCUUGCUUUGGGCAUUCUACUAUCAUCAUUAUCGUCCGGACACAGUUUACUUUGUUGCGAUUGAAAUUGGACUUGUCGUCAUCAAGCUGUGCAUCAUUGGAGCUGUCCAAAAUAAUGGUAAGAUACAGGUGAUUGUGCUCGUUGUCUUGGAGGUAAUUGAUUUAUGCGCAUUGUUUGCAAUCCGUCCCUACUACGCACCGAUAAUGUGGUACUCCACCAGGUGGAUGUUACCUGUAGCGCGGUUUUUGGUGACCGUGUUGAAUAUAGCUUUCAUCAAGGAAUUGGAUAUCAGCGAAGCAAAUCGGACUUGUGUGGCUUAUGCUCAACUUUUGAUUCACAUGGUUGUUGCAAUUUGCUUCAUUUUAAAUCUCAUGUGGUGUCUUGGUACUACAAUUGUGUCCAUCAUUGAAUCUCGAAAGUUAGAUGAUGAUGAAGUUGUGAGCUUCAAGGAGGGUGAUUUACUGAAAGAGUACGUUUAUCAGCCAGUUGUCGAGAGCAACAUAAAAUUGAAAUCGGCAGCAGAGUCUUCGAUUGGGAGACCAUCAGCACGACUGUCACGACCACUGUCAGCAUAUGCCCAUUGGCGUAGAGUAAGCAAACUUUCGAGUGAGCUUUCAGCUAUGGCCGAAUCUCUGACGACAGAGAUUGAAGACGACGAAGUUGACUUGAAUGACGAAUCUUAUUUUCGAGGUACUAAAAGUUGGCCACAAGUUGUGGAAAUACGCAAAAGCACGCUGCCUCUGGAAGACACUCUUAACGAACAUUUAUCGUUUGCCAAACUUCAACGGUUUUCCAAUAUGCGUAAGCAAUCUCAAGAUUACAGGAUACGUGAGGGUGACCGCGUUUACGAGAAAUACCUGGUUGACUCUAUUAUAGAUUUCGAAGUUCAAGCACUCUGGGAUGCUCGAUUUGAAGCUAACGAGAACUGCAGCAAACCCACAAACCCACAAACCAUGUUGAAACGGGCAGGUUCCCUAAUUCAUCGACGCCAAAAGACUCAUGCCUCUAAUGUCAAAGGAUUUCAGGUGCUGCGGCCCCGUCCUUUGGUCAUAAAAACCUUAGAUUUGGUGCGCGAGGAGUCUCAACUGUAG
This is a messenger RNA of Diutina rugosa, 2931 nucleotides long. RefSeq lists its product as uncharacterized. The transcript has a single exon. Lineage: Eukaryota; Fungi; Ascomycota; Pichiomycetes; Serinales; Debaryomycetaceae. The record is from RefSeq and is a predicted model, not a curated record. Bases 1 to 2931 code for a protein of 976 amino acids. Gene Ontology annotation, biological process: transmembrane transport.